Molecule: messenger RNA, 3655 nt
Organism: Thunnus maccoyii (southern bluefin tuna)
Lineage: Eukaryota; Metazoa; Chordata; Actinopteri; Scombriformes; Scombridae
Gene: kmt5b
Product: lysine methyltransferase 5B
Exons: 10
Coding region: 377-2980 (867 amino acids)
Cellular component (GO): nucleus
Molecular function (GO): protein binding; histone H4K20 methyltransferase activity
Source: RefSeq, a predicted model, not a curated record
UGUCGACUGGAGACAUUUAACGAAACCAACGCGUGAAAAUGCUUCCAGCUAUUUAACUGCUAACGUUAGCUAUCAUGCUAAAUAACAGAGCCGCACCGAUACACCGAUUAUCCGCUGGCUCCGGUAGCUGCCGCAGAUCGUUUUCGACAAGGAUACAGACACGGAGUCCAACUUUUAAUUUGCUUAUAAACGACAGAUUUACCCCGUUAAACCGGCUAAUAAUGGCUUCCACAUCAAACAACCAGAGCUAGCUUUAGUGUUAGCUGCGGUGCCCCAGCGGUUUGCAGAUUUCAAACACUAGACCCCAGUCUUCCCCACUCAAGAGUGUUUCUUCAUCUCGGUGACUAAAUGCAACUGGACCAGGGGGCUUGUGGGCAUGAAGUGGCUGGGCGAAUCCAAGAACAUGGUAUUAAAUGGCAGACGACACGGAAACAAGUUGACCAGCGAGCAUCCUGUGAGCCAGAGCCAGACUCGCUCUCAGCAUUCACAACGAACAUCCCUACGGCACAACAAAACCCACCCCAGAAACCGAAGAUGUAGCCGCAGGUUUAAUGCAGCCAGCCUGGAGGCAGAGAGGCGCUAUGUGCCCUCCUCAGGAAUGACUGCCAAGGAAUUGUGUGAGAAUGAUGAUCUGACCACAAGCCUCAUCCUGGAUCCAUACCUGGGCUUUCAAACUCACAAAAUGAACACCAGAUUUCGACCAAUUAAGGGAAGACAAGAGGAGUUGAAGGAGAUCAUCGAGCGCUUCAAGAAACACGACAACUUGGAGAAAGCUUUCAGAGCUCUGACAUCAGGGGACUGUUCCCGAAAUCUUUUUCUCCACAAGACGAAAUCUCAAGAAAAGCUCUUCAAGCAGCAUGUAUUUGUGUAUCUGCGGAUGUUCGCCACUGAUAGCGGCUUUGAGAUUCUUCCUUGUAAUCGCUACUCAUCAGAGCAAAAUGGAGCUAAAAUUGUGGCAACAAAGGAAUGGAAAAGGAACGACAAGAUCGAAUACUUGGUGGGUUGCAUUGCUGAGCUUUCAGAGAGUGAGGAGAACAUGUUGCUCCGACACGGGGAGAAUGACUUCAGUGUCAUGUAUUCCACCCGCAAGAACUGUGCGCAGCUCUGGCUGGGGCCAGCUGCAUUCAUCAAUCAUGAUUGUCGACCAAACUGCAAGUUUGUAUCGACGGGGCGGGACACGGCCUGUGUGAAGGUUUUGAGGGACAUUGAACCAGGAGAGGAAAUCUCAUGUUACUAUGGAGAUGGCUUUUUUGGGGAAAACAAUGAAUUUUGUGAAUGCUAUACAUGUGAACGACGAGGUACUGGUGCUUUCAAAUCCAAAGCUGGACUGCCAGUGGAAGUGCCAGUGAUCAACAGCAAGUACGGGUUGCGGGAGACAGACAAGCGUCUGAACAGGCUGAAGAAGUUAGGGGAAGGAAACAGGAGCUCAGAUAGUCACUCUGUAGGCUCCCACACCGACGUAGACUCUCAGGAAAUGCCAAAAACACAUCAAUCUGCCAGAAAAAGAACGUCAUCAUCUGGCCUGAAGUAUAAAAACAGGACUCAAACCAGACAGACUUUGUCAAGAGCCCUUACUACCUCAUGUUCAAAACAAGGUCGUGUAAACAAUAACAGGGUACCAAAGAGACUAAAAUCCCAAUCCAAGCCUUCACUAAGUAAAGUCCAGUUGCGGAGUCGCAGGAGGGGUGCAGAGCCCAAGGCGUUGUCCAAGGGAGAGACUUGCCAGCUGGGUCUCAGGGACUCAAAGGUGUCGCUGUGUAAAGGUGUCACCGUCAAGAAGGAGAAGGAUGGACAGGAGCUGGUGCAGCAGACACUAGGCCAGCGGGGCUGCCUGACUCGUCAUGCUGCCAAGGAAAAUGGCAAUCUACCAGUUGUGCAGAGCAGUGAGGGUAGUCAGUCUUCAACGUACAGAACUCGCAGGUCCACAAGGACCCUUGUAAAAGCCCAGGAAACGGCAGCUGGUGUUAAGCUGGAGCCCAGUGCUAUGGACGGCUUGAGCCCGGUCCCUGGCGGCGUGGUCAUUAAAACAGAGCCUGCCGACAUGGAGGAGUAUCUCCGCCAUGGGAUAGGCCUGGAGCAGCCGGCGUUAGACACCGGCUAUUCCAGAAGAGGCUCGUGCAACAGACGGAAACGGCUGACACGGCUCAGGACUGAGCGGACAAUUAAAUGUGAGGACUCAUAUAGUGAGCCGUUCAUGCCGGUGGCUACUGGCCACACCACUAACUUCCCAGACUGUGGUAACGUGCUGUUGAGCUUCUCCGACCGACACAGGGACUACAAUGGGGUUGCCAAUGGCAGCAAGUCCCUCCGCAGGGACAAGGGUAAGAGUGGCUGCCGGUCACAGGACAAGGGGAAGAAGAAGCGUCAGAUCACACGCUACGACGCUCAGCUGAUCCUGGAGAACAACACGGGAAUCCCCAAACUGACGCUCCGCCGGCGGAGGGACAGCAGCAGUAGCAAGACCAAUGACCCCAGCGACGCCAUUGGCUCCUCCAACCUUUCUGCCUCUACGGUCAACUCGGCCUCUUCCAGCAAGAUUAGCAUCAAGUUCAGCAAGGACCACGAUAAGGACAAAGGCAGCUCAUAUAUAGCCAAACUGAAUAACGGCUUUCCGCCUGUGGUCCACAGUAACUCCACCAAGCUGAAGAUCCAGCUGAAGAGGGAGGACGAUGCACGGAGAAUAUCCCAGACAAAAGCGGACCAGAUGCCCUAUAACGGGGAUAUGGGUCAGAGUCUGGAGGCCAGGAAUGGUGGACAUCGGACCCAAAAGGUCAUGGCAGAUCCUUCAUCUGAAGAGGACAAUGACGAGGAAGGGGAGGAUGACGACGAUGACUACUUCGACAAUGAGUUUGAAGACGAUUUCAUUCCACUUCCUCCAGCAAAGCGCCUCCGACUCAUUGUGGGUAAAGACUCCAUAGACAUCGAUAUCUCCUCCAGCUCCAGGAGGAGAGAGGAUCAGUCUCUGAGGCUCAAUGCAUAAGCUGUGGAGCUCAUCACUCCCACCUUUCCCUGUAAAUAAAGAUGACUCGCUAAUCAACUGUUGUGUUGAUGUAAAAGAAGUACAGUAAUUUAAAAACAAAAAAAAUUGCUGAAAAAUUAAGAAUCUGAAGAAUCUGGCCGGAUCCUAGGUGAAAAAUGAGAAUUUGUUUUAAGUUCAACUAUUCCUUUAAGUGAAUGCACUUGUUAUAUUCAUAAUGGACAUGGAUAUUGUAGAAAGUGUACAGUAUGGUGUCUAUCCCCUCUGUCUCAUAGGCAGGUUUUUAUUGAACCUUUUGAUUUUUAUUUUAUUUUUUUCUGUCUCAUGGUUUGUAAUUUUUGUGUGGCAAACCAUACUGAAUGUACAGUAUGGUGCAGAUGGUCCAGAGGCAUUAUAAGAUCAGUCAGUCAGUUCAUUUGGUUUUCAGGUGCCAUGUUGUCAUUAUCCCAGUAGUUUUCCUGAACCACUUGAAUUUUCAAUAAUUCAUCUAUUAUCCGCAUUAUUUACUGUGUAAGUUUAUCAUGUGUCUCUUGACAGUCAAUGAAAGUUAAAGCAAAUCUGUGCUGUUAUGAAAUUUAUUCCCAUGUGAGCGUCAUAGAAAGAGUUGCACAAUUUGUUUCCAAUGAAUCAGCUCACUGCAGUUCAUUCAGAGUGCUGUAAAUAAACGUGUUCAUUAAA